This is a messenger RNA of Boeremia exigua, 2234 nucleotides long. RefSeq names its product choline dehydrogenase. The transcript has 3 exons. Gene Ontology annotation, molecular function: flavin adenine dinucleotide binding; oxidoreductase activity, acting on CH-OH group of donors. Lineage: Eukaryota; Fungi; Ascomycota; Dothideomycetes; Pleosporales; Didymellaceae. The record is from RefSeq and is a predicted model, not a curated record. Bases 117 to 2042 code for a protein of 641 amino acids.
GGGCAGUGACAUGCUUUGCAGAGGUGGUAUAAAGAUGCCCAGGCCGUCCGGCCUUGGAGCAGCAGGUGUUCACUCAUUAGCACUCUCUGCACCCACAUUCGCUAUUAUUAAUCGCCAUGUUGUUCCGUCAAUUCGCUCUGGCUGCGGCCACCGUCUCUCUCGCUAAGGCCGUUGACCUUACCGGGUACGAGUACGUCGUUGUUGGAAGUGGUGCUGGUGGCGGCCCUCUUGCGGCUCGUCUCGCCCUUGCCGGCCACAAGACGCUUCUGCUCGAGGCUGGUGACGACCAGGGUGCCAACCAGAACUACACUGUACCUUCGUUCAACGCGAAGGUCUCUGAGGACCCCAACCUGGCCUGGAACUUCUUCGUCAAGCACUACGCCGACGAGGAGAGGCAAGCUCGUGACUUCAAGACCUCCUACACCACACCCGAUGGUGGCCUCUACACCGGUCUGUCGCCCCCUGCUGGCUCCGUCCAGAAGGGCACCCUCUACCCCAGGACCGGUACCCUUGGUGGUUGCACAGCCCACAACGCUCUCAUCGCUGUCUACCCCCACCAGUCUGACUUUGAGAGCAUUGCCGCCCUUACUGGUGAUGAUUCGUGGGCGCCUGACAACAUGCGCAAGUACUUCGUCAAGCUGGAGAAGAACGCCUACCUUACCACCGGCAAGGGCCACGGAUAUGAGGGCUGGUUGGGCACCCAGUACUCCCCCAUCGACGUUGUUGUCAGCGACCCCCAGCUUCUGAGCGUCGUUAGUGGUGCUGCCGUUGCUCUCACCAACCAGACCAACGUUGUCGUCAACUUGGCCACUCUCGUUGCUGGUGACGCCAACGCGGACACCAUUGAACGUGACCAGACUCCUGGUCUGUUCCAGAUCCCUCUGUCCACGGUCGAGGGCCAGCGCACCGGCUCCCGUGAGUUCGUUGUCGCCGUCCGCGAUGCGAAGUACACCAACGGCACCAAGAGGUACCCUCUUGAUGUCAGACUCAACGCGCACGUCACCAAGAUCACCUUUGACGAGACCGAGGAGACCCCCCGUGCUACCGGUGUUGAGUUCCUCGACGGCCAGUACCUCUACAAGGCCAGCCCCAAGAACUCCGGCGCGAAGGGUGUUGCCGGCACCGCCAAGGCGUCCCGCGAGGUCAUCGUCGCCGGCGGAACCUACAACUCGCCCCAGCUCCUGAAGCUCUCCGGAGUUGGCCCUGCGGACGAGCUGACCAAGUUCGACAUCCCCGUCGUCGUCGACCUUCCCGGCGUCGGCACCAACCUCCAGGACCACUACGAGAUCAGCGUGCAGGGCACCAUCGAGAAAGACUUCUCCGCGCUCGACGGCUGCACCUUCAAGGGCGACGCCGCCGACCCGUGCAUCGCGCGCUACAACACCCCCAUCCUCGGCAACCGCGGCAUCUACGCCUCCCCCGGCCUCGGCGCAACCAUGCUGUACAAAUCCAGCACCGCCGAGAAAAACAACUGGGACAUCUUCGCCUUCGGCGGCCCCGUCAACUUCCGCGGCUACUUCCCCAACUACAGCGUCAACGCCACCGCCGUGCACAACCUCUUCUCCUGGGCCAUUCUCAAGGCGCACCCGCGCAACACCGCCGGCACCGUCACCCUGCAGUCCGCGGACCCCCUCGACGUCCCCGCCAUCACAUACAACUACUUCGACACCGGCGUCGGCGACUACGACGCAGACAUCACCGCCAUGAGCGAAGCCAUCGCUCUCACCCGCGAGGCCUUCGCGUCCCAGCUCGUCCCCGUGACCGAGAUCCUGCCCGGCGCUAGCGUCGACACGGCUGCCAAGGUCGCCGACUACGUCAAGGAUAACACGUGGGGCCACCACGCGUCGUCGACGUGUCCGAUUGGGGCUGAUGGGGAUAAGAUGGCGGUGCUGGAUAGCAAGUUCAAUGUGAGGGGGACCAAGGGGUUGAGGGUUGUGGAUGCGUCGGUUUUCCCGAGGAUUCCGGGCACGUUUACGGCGGUGUCGACGUAUAUGGUGGCGGAGAAGGCGGCGGAUGUUAUUUUGGCUGCUGCGGCGGCGUAGGCGGGGCGCAGAUGGAGGCCAGGAUGGAGUCAUGAACGGAGUCGUAGAUGGAGGGAAGGAAGGUAUGGAGGAUGAUGUCCGAUACUCAUGAUUAUGUCUCGCAUCCCCAGCGUCCUUUUUGUAUAUAUCCACUGCUCGUAGGAAAUCCACGGACAGGCAGCUUGCAAAGUACAUGUUUAAUUCCCGCUGUCU